AUGUUCUCUCACACUCUCGUUUUCUUGGCCGCCACCUUGGCUUCUCUGGCCCAGGGCUUGCCCACCGAGCAGCUCGACGCCCGACAGACUGUAUGCUCGCUCAACGAGAAGACCUGGACAGCCACCAUGACGGGCUCGUGCAACAUCAGCGGAGGCCCUGCCAUGGCUUGUGAUAUGAGAACCGAUCUCAAGACUCUCGUCGUACAGAGGAACACGAUGAUCAGCGCCUCAGGCCUGGGCAACAACAGAUGGUCAUGCGAGGGAUACCAGCAAUGGCAAUGCUGCUCUUCUUAG
This is a messenger RNA of Colletotrichum lupini, 294 nucleotides long. RefSeq lists its product as uncharacterized. The record is from RefSeq and is a predicted model, not a curated record. The transcript has 2 exons. NCBI's taxonomy places the organism in Eukaryota, Fungi, Ascomycota, Sordariomycetes, Glomerellales, Glomerellaceae. The coding region runs from base 1 to 294 and encodes 97 amino acids.